UGAAGCGCGCGCAGCCGGGCGGUGGUCGCGUUCCGGGAUGGAGACGACCGAGAGCACGCUGCCGAUGCCCCGGCUGCCGCCGCACGACCCGGCGACGCCGGCGCUGUCGGUGGUGGACAUGCACACGGGCGGCGAGCCCCUGCGCAUCGUGCUGGCCGGCUGUCCCGAGGUGGCGGGCCCCACGCUGCUGGCCAAGCGGCGCUACAUGCGCCAGCACCUUGAUCACGUGCGGCGCCGGCUCCUGUACGAGCCCCGGGGCCACCGAGACAUGUACGGGGCCGUGCUGGUGCGGAGCGAGCUGCCGGACGCUCACCUGGGCGUCCUGUUCCUGCACAACGAGGGCUACAGCUCCAUGUGCGGCCACGCCGUGCUGGCGCUGGGCCGCUUCGCGCUCGACUUCGGGCUGGUGCCGGCGCCCCCGGCCGGCGCCCGCGAGGCCCGCGUCAACAUCCACUGCCCGUGCGGGCUGGUGGCCGCCUUCGUGGAGUGCGAGGGCGGCCUCAGCCGCGGCCCCGUGCGCUUCCACAGCGUCCCGGCCUUCGCGCUGGCCACAGAUCUCCUGGUGGAUGUUCCUGGUCAUGGAAAGGUGGUAGUGGACAUUGCAUACGGUGGUGCAUUUUAUGCAUUUGUUAGUGCUGAAAAGUUAGGACUCGACGUUUGUUCUGCAAAGACAAGGGACCUUGUGGAUGCAGCAAGUACAGUGACAGAAGCAGUGAAAGCUCAGUUUAAAAUUACUCAUCCUGACAGUGAAGACCUUGCCUUUCUCUAUGGAACCAUAUUAACAGAUGGAAAAGACACUUAUAGUGAGGAGCCAACCACCAACAUUUGUGUGUUUGCAGAUGAGCAGGUUGACAGAAGUCCUACUGGCUCAGGGGUGACAGCCCGAAUUGCCUUACAGUGUCACAAAGGGCUUCUCAAGCUGAACCAGACCAGAGCCUUCAAAAGCAGUGCCACUGGCUCAGUGUUCACGGGGAAGGCCGUGAGGGAAGCAAAGUGCGGUGAUUUUAAUGCUGUCAUAGUGGAAGUAUCCGGACAAGCCCAUUACACCGGGACAGCCAGUUUUACAGUAGAAGACGAUGACCCACUGAGGGAUGGGUUUCUUCUCAAGUGACUUCUGGGACUUUUAAGGGCUUUCUUUUUAAAGCAGUUAUUAUCAGUAAUUUUUAUCUGAAUUAUGUGGAAACCUAUAUCCAAAUUGUACAUGUAA
Messenger RNA from Miniopterus natalensis, 1207 nucleotides. It is a transcript of the gene L3HYPDH, whose product is annotated as trans-L-3-hydroxyproline dehydratase. Gene Ontology annotation, molecular function: hydro-lyase activity. NCBI's taxonomy places the organism in Eukaryota, Metazoa, Chordata, Mammalia, Chiroptera, Miniopteridae. The record is from RefSeq and is a predicted model, not a curated record.